ACAAAAGACGGUGUGCCAUGCAUUGUAGACAGAGUCAGUAGGUCGACCACAUAGCCUUGUGCAGCCUUGUUGUCCAACUUGAUCUACUACUGUCUGUAGUACUGGCAUUGGUAGACUCUACAUGUGUGAGUUUUUGUAUGUGUACUGCGGUGUGGAAAGACUGUUAGGAUAAGGACGCUCGUGUAAUGCUUGCUUGGAUUUGCAGUUUUCCUGUAUCUCUGCCGGACAAUGUCGACUGCUCCGUGCAAUGGUUGCGGCUCAUCGAACACAACUCUAAAGUUUAUCUCCUGUCUGCACACGCUGUGCGUUCCCUGUGUGCAAAAUAACAUCGACUUUGACGGAUCAAUCAAGUGUCCGCAAUGUUUCUCCUCCACGCAGCUGCCGGUUGGUGUGGAGCCGCUACGGUCACUGCCAAGUCUUGUGCUCCAUGGAAAUCUGGAGCUGAGUGAAGCGGUUAAUGGUGAGAGUCAGGCGAUAUCUGCAUGCGAAGAAUGCGGAGACGAUACUCCGGCAACAAGCAGUUGUGAGAACUGCCAAGUGAGAAUGUGUGAGGCACACGCCGGCGUACAUUCUCUGAACAAAGGAACCAAAGGGCAUAUUGUGAAACCGCUCAUCCAAAUUUGCACCUCCUUGUCUACCAUGUCUAGCAGUGCAGGAUCAACGGGCAAAACGCGUGGCCAACGAAAUCCCCAGUGUGCGUUGCACACAAAUGAUAAGUUGGAUCGAUUCUGCGUGCAGUGUAACCAGAUUCUGUGCCCAAGAUGCAAGCUGCCGCCUUCACACAAACAAGAUCAUCAGGUCUUGGACAUCCCCAGUGCCGGUCAAAUGUCCCGUGACAAGCUUUCUGAAAAGCUAGCUAGCUGCACAUCCGAAUCUGAUGGUGUCAUCGACAAAGCCAUGAGAAAUGUUAGGAAGAACAUUGAAGCACUGAAUGAACAAACAGAAUGUUCUUCUGCUGAGGUCACCGACUUUAUCAAGGAGCAGAUUGAAAGAUUAAAGAAGCGUGAAGCAGAUCUGCUAGCGGAGCUGGAUGCCAUGAGGUCAAAGAAGCUGAUACCACUGGAAAAGCAGCUGAAUCGCCUGCAAGAGUGUGUUGCACAGGUGGAGAGUGCUGGGCUCAUUCUGCAGUCAGGUUCGGAUGAUGUUGACCUACUGCGCAUGUUUUCGUGGAUAGAUGGAACCUUGGACAAAGCCAUCAAAACAACAGAAGUGGAAGGGGAGCCAUGCGUAGCUGGUGGAAUCGUCUUUUUCAGUACUAACACCACAGAACUACAGAAUGACAUUGAGAAAUAUGGACGUGUUCUGGAUGUGGUUGACUGUGCCGUACUGGAAUGUCCCGAUAAAGUAACGACUCAUGAUGAUGUCGUCCUUCGCCUCCAACUGGAUGUUUUUACUGAUAUUGCCUCUUCUCCAGACACCACAACUGUCGCUUCAUGUACUCCUCCCCCAGCCAUCGUUGUUAGCCAAGCACAACUUGCCAACAUCGCCAUUAGAGUCACUGUGAAGAGCUGUGAUGAUGAGGACGUGUUGAGUUUGGACACUCUGUGUGAAUCAUUACCUGGACGUGUUCAAAUUGAUCAGGGAUCACUGCCAGCUGGUCUACACACUGUGGCAGCUACUGUUGCUGGUAGUCACUUGCAAGGAAGUCCACAUAGUCUGCUGGUUAGUGCUAUGACAAAGCCGGUGUUCGAUGCAGCCCGCUGUAGUAGGCGUUUGGCAAUUGAAGGUGGCGGAGCCUCUGUAAAGUGCAUCACGUUUACUAUUGCCCAUGCAUCGGUGUGUACUACACCGAUCAGCAUGCACACAGGUAGUACUACUACACAGAAAGUGAGGAUUGAUAGGGCGCUCAACGGCAAUAUCUUUCUCUCUGCAUGCGCAUCUGGUUUUCCAAAAUUGAAAACCUACCAACAAGACGAGUUGCAGUGUUACGGGUGGUGGGGCCAAACUUCACGUUCAUUUCACACUGGCACAGCGCUUGGUCAGCCGUGGCGGACUGGUGACAUCAUUCAACUCACUGUGGAUCAUGACCAACAUACCCUCACUGGAUAUCACGAGAGAACGGGUGCCACGGAAACCAUUCAAAACGUGACGGGUGACCUGUACUGGUUAGUUUCACUCUGCCACAUAGACGAUCAAAUCACUCUCCUGUAAUUAUUUCCGGACCAUAGUUACCCUCUGCACUAAUCCACUACGCAGCUGCUAUCAUGGCAGUAGUUAUGUUUGUGCCAAAGGACUGUGGUCCGUGGAGUGUGGAGAUUGGUCCCAUUCCUGCUUGCAGUACGCGGCAGUGCCUUGUUACCGGGCUGCAUACAGAAGUCCCUUGCUUAUUCACUCACGUCUUGCGAGAAUUUGCUAAAGGAUGUGGGGAAACAUAGCCCGGAUCCAAGGUACGUGUGUUUGUAAAUAGGUGGCUGAUUGAAACUGAUACUUCACCACUUGUGGAACCAUUAUGUUGGCACCACUAUUGAGAUGUCACAGUCUGCGCAGCAAACACAUAAUAUUAUACAUGUAAAAUUGUAAAUAUACAUGAUGAGGCCUUUAUGGCCGAAACAGCUUGCUGUCUACAGCAUUGGAUAUUACGCUCCUCAGCUUUGGUCUUGUUGAGCACUCUCAGUAGGCUGCUCUAGCGCUGCUGCAUCACCCAAUGCCCGCUACUUUUUGUAGUUUGAGCACUCUAGCGCUAGAGCGACGAGCUGUCUGUGGUGCCUCCUUUGCACCAUGCGGCUGGUAGCUCGGCCUGCUUAGCUCGUAGCUGUACUGAUGAGGGCUUUAAGGCCGAAACAGCUUGCUGUCUACAGCAUUGGACAUGUAACUGUACAUGUAUUGCCCAUGCUGCAUUCCACGCAAUGUAAAUUGUUUGCUUAUGAGCAGAUUGCGGAUA
This is a messenger RNA of Sycon ciliatum, 2881 nucleotides long. RefSeq names its product E3 ubiquitin-protein ligase TRIM45-like. Gene Ontology annotation, molecular function: zinc ion binding. The record is from RefSeq and is a predicted model, not a curated record. The transcript has a single exon. NCBI's taxonomy places the organism in Eukaryota, Metazoa, Porifera, Calcarea, Leucosolenida, Sycettidae. Bases 229 to 2151 code for a protein of 640 amino acids.